Solea senegalensis (Senegalese sole) is the source of this 2085-nucleotide messenger RNA. It is a transcript of the gene cdkal1, whose product is annotated as CDK5 regulatory subunit associated protein 1-like 1. Gene Ontology annotation, cellular component: endoplasmic reticulum. The coding region runs from base 147 to 1841 and encodes 564 amino acids. The record is from RefSeq and is a predicted model, not a curated record. The transcript has 15 exons. Gene Ontology annotation, molecular function: tRNA (N(6)-L-threonylcarbamoyladenosine(37)-C(2))-methylthiotransferase activity; 4 iron, 4 sulfur cluster binding. Lineage: Eukaryota; Metazoa; Chordata; Actinopteri; Pleuronectiformes; Soleidae. Gene Ontology annotation, biological process: tRNA methylthiolation.
CAGACACAAGUAUGGCAGUCUGAGAGUUGUGAGUUGUUGUUUUGAUGGUGUAAAGAAUAAAUUGUCUUUGCUUUCGAGGGACACGUUGCUGGUGAAUCGAAUUUAUCUCAACCAACCAUCACACUGCAGCCAAGUUUCAGGCCAUCAUGCCGUCUACCUGUGACUCCCUGAUCGACGACAUCGAAGACAUGGUAUCUUCUAGUGACCCCACUCCUCACGAGAGACUGAGUGCUAGAAAGAAUAUCAUUCCGAGGUCCAGGAAAAGAAAAGAGCUUCUCAGCAAUGAGGAGCUGCAAGCUGACAGCUUGAUCCCUGGGACCCAGAAGAUUUGGAUGAAAACAUGGGGCUGCAGUCACAACAACUCAGAUGGGGAGUACAUGGCUGGACAGCUUGCUGCCAGUGGAUACAAGAUUACUGAUGACCCAACAGAUGCAGACCUGUGGUUGCUCAACAGUUGCACAGUGAAAAACCCUGCAGAGGACCACUUCAGGAACUCCAUCAAAAAAGCCCAGGAACAGCAGAAAAAGGUGGUUUUAGCAGGCUGUGUUCCCCAGGCCCAGCCACGGAUGGAUUACCUCAAAGGACUCAGCAUCAUUGGGGUCCAGCAGAUUGAUCGAGUGGUGGAAGUAGUGGACGAGGCAGUUAAAGGUCACUCAGUUCGCCUCUUAGGUCAGAAGAAAGAUGCAGGCCGGAGGCUGGGAGGAGCUAGACUGGACCUGCCCAAAAUCAGAAGAAACCCUCUCAUUGAAAUCAUCUCCAUUAACACUGGGUGUCUGAAUGCGUGUACCUACUGUAAGACCAAGCAUGCUAGAGGAGACCUGGCCAGCUAUCCCAUCGAGGAGCUCGUGGAGAGAGCAGUGCAGUCUUUCCAGGAGGGAGUGUGUGAGAUCUGGUUGACCAGUGAAGACACGGGAGCUUAUGGUAGAGACAUUGGCACAGACCUGCCCACAUUGCUGUGGAAAUUGGUGGAGGUGAUUCCCGAGGGUGCUAUGCUGAGGCUGGGUAUGACCAACCCUCCGUACAUCCUUGAACACCUAGAGGAGAUGGCUAAGAUAUUGAAUCAUCCGCGCGUCUACGCCUUCCUUCAUGUUCCUGUGCAGUCGGCCUCAGACAGUGUUCUCAUGGAUAUGAAGAGAGAGUAUUGCGUCGAUGACUUCAAAAGAGUGGCGGACUUCCUCAAAGAGAGGGUCCCAGGUAUAACCAUUGCUACGGAUAUUAUCUGUGGUUUUCCUGGUGAGACGGAUGCAGACUUCCAAGAGACUGUGGACCUGGUGAAAUGCUACCGAUUUCCCAGUCUUUUCAUCAACCAGUUCUACCCGAGACCCGGCACACCUGCCGCCAAGAUGGAGCAAGUACCAGCACAUGUGAAAAAGCAGAGGACGAAAGAACUGUCCCAACUCUUCCACUCUUACAACCCCUACGACCACCAGGUAGGGGAGAGGCAACACGUUCUGGUGACGGAGGAGUCGUUUGAUGCCCAGUAUUAUGUGGCUCACAACAAGUUCUAUGAACAGGUGCUGGUUCCAAAGAGGGCGGAGUUUAAAGGGAAGAUGAUUGAGGUGGACAUAUACGAAGCAGGGAAACACUUCCUGAGAGGUCGGCCAGUAGAAGACAGUAAACUGUUCACACCCUCCAUUGCGACUCCACUUCAGAAAGGACAGGUGUCUGGCCUGAUUAAGGAACAUGUAGCCAACGGCGUCCGAACUCCUGCUUCUACGACCUCGUCGUCCAUCCUGUUAGUCGGCUCUUACAGUCUAGACAGAGAAGUAGUGAAGAAGGUGGGAAUCGGGCUCACACUGUUCGCAGCCGUCUUGGCCUUUAUCGUGGAGAAACUGUUCUGACGGAGCAGCUUUAGUUUGAAGAGGACAGACUGUGAACCCAGGGAAGGAGAGUGAAACCUUCCUUAGAUCCUGUUUAACACGUCAUUUCAGUCAGUUUGAAAUUAUCCCAAAGAGAAAACCCGAGGGAGUGAAUGACACGUAUGAAGUCAUGAAUAUUAUACUUUUUUUUUUUCUCUCUCUGAUAUUUUGUCUCUUGUUUUUAAUGCUGUUACUUUUUAAUUAAAGGAUACACAGUCGUUCACCA